AAAAAUUGCGAUUUUUAUUGUGUUGAUGAUCGACGAUAAAUAUUUUAUUUAUAUUGUCUGAUGUUUUUACGAAAUAAAAUUUACUGCGAUUGACGAUUACUCUGUCUACUAACUUUGUUGUGUGCGUUUGUGCUUAGUGCAUGAAAAAUGGCACAAUUCAACUACUUGAACGAUUUGAAAAGUUUGGCUACAAUAGAUGGCCCGAUAACUCGUGGCCCUCUUCAGCGAUGGGUGAAGAAGACCAACAAUGAGAAUCACAAUCCAUCGCUAAGCGCAUCAUUCAAAAAUAUAUCGAAUAUCAACCUCAGUACAUGCAACCAGUCCAUGCAAAAGUUGUCGAUAUCCGCCAACCAAAGUUGUAACAAUAGUGUACUCUCCAGUAAUAAAACUCCAACACGAAAUGAAAACAAAAAAGGAAAGAAAACACCCUCUAAGACAAAGAGCCCAGGUCGCUCCACCACUCCCACACCAAACAAAGCCUCCAAGACCCCUAACAAAGCUGACCGAUUCAUUCCAUCCCGAAGUAACUCCAACUAUGACUUGUGCCACUAUAUGAUGAGCCGCGAAGAAGACAAAGGGGAAGAGGUAGUAGCGCAGACGGCUGCCGGUGAAGCCAUCGGUAGGGCUCUCACUGACACAGAGCCGGGGAGACUCCUGCAGUACACCUGUAAGGCCCCUGCCGCUCCGGAGGGCUACCAGAACAGACUAAGAGUAGUGUAUUCACAGGCCAAAGUUCCAUCAUCAGUGAAAAAUACAACAAGAUACAUACCUCAAGCUCCUGACAGGAUUUUGGAUGCACCGGACAUUUUGGACGAUUAUUAUCUAAAUCUAGUAGAUUGGAGUGCUUCCAACAUUCUAGCAGUAGCUUUAGGAAGCUCAGUGUACUUAUGGAAUGCUGGAACGGGGCAAAUUGAGCAACUGCUCACUCUAGAAGGCUCUGAAACCGUCUGCUCUGUGGGCUGGGUUCAAGGUGGUGGCUCCCAUCUUGCUGUGGGAACCUCGUCUGCCACUGUCGAGUUGUGGGAUUGUGAGAGGAUCAAAAGAUUGAGGGUGAUGGACGGGCACACAGGGCGCGUGGGCUCGCUGGCUUGGAACAUGUACAUCGUGUCGUCGGGCGCGCGCGACGGGAACAUCGUGCACCACGACGUGCGACAGCGCGACCACGCCGUCGCCACGCUCGCCGCGCACUCGCAAGAGAUUUGCGGCUUGAAAUGGUCGCCUGACGGUCGAUAUCUGGCAUCUGGUGGAAAUGACAACUUGCUUAACAUCUGGCCUAUUGUCCAAGGGCAGCACUAUUCCCAGCCACAGUACCUGUACUCUUUCAACCAGCACCUGGCGGCCGUGAAGGGGCUGGCCUGGUGUCCCUGGAGCGCGGGCGUGCUGGCGUCGGGCGGCGGCACGGCGGACCGCACCAUCCGCAUCUGGAACGUCAACACCGGCGCCAACCUCAACACCGUCGACACCAAGUCGCAGGUGUGCUCAAUCGUCUGGAGCACACACUACAAAGAGUUAAUCUCGGGCCACGGCUACGCAAACAACCAACUCGUCAUCUGGAAGUACCCGCUUAUGUCUCGAGUGGCCGAGCUCACCGGCCAUAUGGCGCGCGUACUACAUCUUGCACUAUCACCGGACGGAACUACAGUACUGUCUGCCGGCGCCGACGAGACCUUGCGCCUUUGGAAAUGCUUCAUGUUGGAUCCCGCGAAAAAGAAGGAACCCACCGACUCUAAAGCAGCUAAGUCAUUACUAAAUCUCAAUUCAUUGAUUAGGUAAAACUACUUGGAUGCCAUUAAUUAAUGCUUGACUGCUAGGUGAACUAGAAUGACUGAAAUAAUAAUGUGAUCUUUACAAUUAUUGUUAGUAAGCUAGUUUUUAACUAACCACUGUUGGUUUUGUCAACAAUUUAGAUAUUUUAUCUAUCAAUGUCUAUUGUUGUAUGUUUUUCAAAUCUCUGUGAUUAAUCUAAAACUUAAUUCUAUGUAAUCAUGACAUCAUAUUAAUUUCGGUUCUAUUCAAUUUGACGCUGUUUUGAUAAAGUGUAGAUUUACGUGACGCGCGGUAUUGGGAAGAUAUUUAGAUCAUCUUAUGUUUUAGACGAGCGUGAGAAGUUGAGGUUGUAAAAUGUGGAUCGCGACGUUUCGUUUCUUUUCUCGAGUCCGCCUUUUUCUGACUUUCGUGUUUCGUUUUCUUCUUAUCUUCGAUACCUUUAGCUUAGUUCUAUGACAACAUUUCAUCACCUCGGCUUCUUUGUUUUAAGUACUUUGUAAAACUAUUAUGCGCCUCUUACCUCAUUUUAUUGUGAACACUUUCUACAUUUAAGUAUGAAAUGAAUUUUGAUUUUAUUGUAACCUUGUCUUUGAUCUAAUAAAGUAUUUGAUAUUUAAA
Ostrinia nubilalis (European corn borer) is the source of this 2385-nucleotide messenger RNA. It is a transcript of the gene fzy, whose product is annotated as cell division cycle protein 20 homolog. Gene Ontology annotation, cellular component: anaphase-promoting complex. The transcript has 10 exons. NCBI's taxonomy places the organism in Eukaryota, Metazoa, Arthropoda, Insecta, Lepidoptera, Crambidae. The record is from RefSeq and is a predicted model, not a curated record. Gene Ontology annotation, biological process: positive regulation of anaphase-promoting complex-dependent catabolic process; positive regulation of ubiquitin protein ligase activity; anaphase-promoting complex-dependent catabolic process. Gene Ontology annotation, molecular function: protein binding; ubiquitin ligase activator activity; anaphase-promoting complex binding. The coding region runs from base 148 to 1773 and encodes 541 amino acids.